Zychaea mexicana is the source of this 1951-nucleotide messenger RNA. RefSeq lists its product as uncharacterized. Lineage: Eukaryota; Fungi; Mucoromycota; Mucoromycetes; Mucorales; Lichtheimiaceae. The transcript has a single exon. The record is from RefSeq and is a predicted model, not a curated record. Bases 114 to 1772 code for a protein of 552 amino acids.
UCUUACUUCUGCUUGCUGCUGCUAUUUCUUCCUUUUCUCAUUAAAGAAUCAAACCCUUGCUUUCUCUCUCUUUCUCUCUCUCUCUUUCUCUCGCCCUUCCCCCCUUUUUUUACAUGCGAAAAAGAGGUCUCUCCACAUUCGUUUUAGUCUCGUGUUAUUGUGCGUUGGUACUCGUAGCUGUAGCAACAGCAGGUCUGGCUCCAGCUCCCCCUAAUCAUCCUCCUCCCUCAUCACUACCACAAUUACAAUGUCGACAACAACAGCAACAACAACCUUUGUACGCCUCUUCGCCGAGUAGACUGCCUCUGUCAACACCGUCGCCCUUUCCUCUGCCCACGACGACGACGAGUGAUAGUGAUAGUGAUAAAGAUUCUCGUCCGAGCCGACCCACCACGGCCCCUGCUCGGCAACCACUGCCACUACAACAAACCCAUGCUAAAAGAGACGAUCCGGCCCGAUAUACAGGCGACAACGACGCUGACGAUACAGCAAUAACACUACUUGCACCACCGAAAAGCGAACAAGACAACCAAAGUGGUGAAUCGUCCAGUAACAAUUACAACAAGAAGCCUAGUGGCUCAACCACAACCACCAAUGCAGCUGGGAAAACAAUCAUUGUAAACAUUACUACAGUUGUCAUUGCACCCAGUCCUGAUCCGAACCGGGUUGUACACGACAAUGACACGUUUGCGCAACAGCAAGAUAAUUCCAAUGGGAAAAACCAUGAUAAUGGCAAUGUCGACGACCCGAAUAAAGACAAUGACACGAUUGCCGAACAAUUGGAACAAGACCAAGCGGCACUGAAACGCAUGGUGACCAUUUUGUCCGUUGUUGGUGGUGUUGGUGCGAUUGCGGUAGUUGCGACGAUUGUUAUCUUCACUCGGUUGCGCGUCAAGAAACGAAACCAACGAGAAUUGGAGCUUGAAGAGGCUGAAAUGCGAGACAAUAACAGUAGUAGUAACGACGAUUACAACAAUGACGAUGAUGAUGAUCACGCAACCGCGGCUAGCAACAGUAGGUCUCGACGACAACGGACCGAUUCAUCGGCAUCUUCUUUGACAUCAUCGAUUGACGCUUUGGCACAAGACGACGAUCCACGACGACAAAGACGAAGGCAACGGCGACGACCCAGUUUAUUACCAUCAUCAGCAUCAUCGUCAUCUCUGGUGGGUGCGCUGGAAGCAUCCGAAAGACCACAUCACAACGACGACGAUUUGCCGACCCCUUCAGCUCCUCCUGCGCCGCCGUUCCUUGCUUCAUUGGACCACCACCCGCGUCGACGGAACAUCAUUUCCAUGGUCGCAUCACAAAACGCGGCGCCCGCUCCUUCAGCCCCAACUGCCAAGGAAUUGGACGCGGCGGCUGAUCAUGCGCAUCAUGGUGACUCUCUUGUUUCUGCUGCUGUUGCUGCUGGUAGCAGUAGUAAUCACCGUCACCGUCGUCCGGAUGGUAAAUCCAAUGCUGCUGCAGUACACGACAGCAGUGACACUACUUCUCUUUCAAACCCUUCUCAUCAUCACCCUCUUCCUCCGCUUCGUCCUUCAAACUCAUCUUCAGCUGCUGCUGGUGCUGGUGCUGCUGCUGCUGCUGCAACAACAGCAGUACCAUGUUCGCAUUGUGAACAUCAUCACCUUCAUCAUCAUCAUCACCACCACCACCAUGCAUCUAUCGAUUCGCCAGAAUUACCUCCACCAGCAUAUACACCUAGCGCUCCCCCGUUAUAUGCGUUACCAGAAGCAAUGUUGCCAUCACGGAGACAUUCUCAAGGUUAAACCACCAUUACUCGGGGUCUACUGACGAUGUUUAUGUUAUGAUGGAAGUGGAAGGAGAGAGGGCGGAGGAAAAAAAAAGUUUAAUGUCUUUGUUUUAUAUUAUUGUCAUUACUAUUACCACAACGAAACAACCACUACUACUACUACUACUAGUACUUUUACACUGCUCAUUCACUAGU